This is a messenger RNA of Xyrichtys novacula (pearly razorfish), 16080 nucleotides long. The record is from the annotation of a GenBank genome assembly. NCBI's taxonomy places the organism in Eukaryota, Metazoa, Chordata, Actinopteri, Labriformes, Labridae.
GCUGGAGAAGGCUGGAUUUAUGACCUAUACUGCAGCCCGUCACCAGAGGGUGCUGUUCUCAGGGUGGCUUCACCCAGCGAGGAGGCAGACGGCGUCCAUUCUCUACAGUCUAUGGUGGGCACACAGAAAAUUUGAUGGACUCUCCUGACCCUAAACUCAAACCUUAUCAGGAUCUGAUACAUAUUUUGUUAACUGAAAUGGGACGUUACAACUCUUUGCUUAAAUGUAGACCCAUUUAGCCACAUAAGUCAGGACUCUGAUAGACCGUUUUCCUGCAGCAGCCAUCUUCUUAGGACGUCAUGCCUAGGGUGAAAAACUCACAUAGCAACAAAAAUGUUAUAGAGAUAAUCAGGAAAGGGACUUAGUUGUAUGUUAAGAUUCAUAUUUGAUAGCCCAUUAGGUAACAUCAGAACAGCUACAGUUAGCAUUAAGCUACUUUCUAGUAAGAAAUUGCAAUCAAAAUCACUCACACAGAGGAGAAAGAGGAGCGUAAAAUGAUAAUUUGAUAGAGAAAUACUUUUAAAGCUCUAAUGCUUACGUAGGUUUCUAUUUUUAAAUCACAUUAGCUAACAAUGCCAUGUGUUCAGCAUUGAACAAGGGUUUUACUUCCAACAUCAGGGAAAGCGCUUCAAAAACAGUUGUCUAUGAAAGGAUGAUUUUGCUUGUGCGUCAUAUCUAGCUUUAACUCUUUGUGCUACUUGCCAAAGAAAGGCUGGUAAUGCAGAGACUGAGGUAGUGAGGAAGAACCCUGGGCUCUGGAGAGUCUUUUCUCCCAGCAGACAUUUUGCAAGGACAACAAAACAUGUUGUGAAGGAGCUGUGUCCCACCCACCCUCUAUAAACAUGUCUCCUCUAUCAGGCACAUUUGAAGAUGGAGUUGAAUGGCUUGUCCACUGAGCAUGGGUUUAAAGAGGGCUUUGACCUCUCUGCUGUUUGUGUGUUAUUAGGUCCUUUUUCAGGGGUCUCCACAUUAAGGCUGGAGACAGCUGGAUGCUACAGCAGUAUGAACCUCCAUAGCAUCUCUGCACCAACAUCAGUACUUUUAUUUUAUCAUUCUCUACAGCUGCUUUCUGUGCGUUUUUGCUUUGUACCUUGUGCAUUUUAAGUGUGUUUGCAGUUCAUGCUGCUGAUUGGAUUUUUGCAGCAUAUUUUUGUGUGUAAAAUGUACUCAUUUUUACUGGUCUUAUGAUAGAUGAUGAUUACUCUACAUUUAGACAGUGACAGCUUUCAUUAAAUGUUAAGUUUGAUAAAUUGGCCGUUUACCCAAAACAAAAUUCAGGUUCCCCAUUUUCUUUGUCACACUCUUUAAAGUUUAUCCUCUGACUACUUUCAUCAGCCCAUAAUAUUGGAUGUACCCAUGUAGAAAGGAGACAUUAAUACUCCUUUCAACAGCUGCCAUUUGCAAUAAUUAGCUCCACUGCUUUUAAGCGAACACAACAGCUUCACAAAAUGGACGCUGCCUGGCACACCAGCCGUGAAGUGAUGUAUUACUGUACGUUAAACUUGUUUUUAUUCUCCUCCACACCCCAUAAAUGGACUAAAGAAGGGAGGGUGAUAAAUCAGAUAAAGAACACAGGAUGGGAGAGGAGGGUAGAGGAAAAAUGAUCAUGACAGGAUGGAGUCAGAGAAAAGGGAAACAAGCAGCAGAGGAGAAAUAGAUAAACACAUUUGUUGGGAUCAGGGAGAGCACAAAAAAGGUUCAGUGACAUGUACAAUCAUGGACACAAUGUCAACGCAGGAUAAAAAUCCAUUUGUAAAGAACUGGAAAGAUGCAUGAAUGAGGUUUGAAAAAUUCCUGGAUUUGAAAACCAAAUGAUGCGUAAGUUGUUUUUGUGAGUAAGAGCAGCUCUCUUGCUGGAAAUGUAUUUUGUAUGAGUUACAACACACUGAGGGAGCCUGUCGGUGAGUCGGCCCAUAGUGCACACUUUUUCAUUUUACAAAUGCCCCCUGCAAGAUGUAAAAACACAACAGGAAAAACAAAAAAAAAUGUUCUUUUGUCGCAUGCUAAACUCAACAACACAGAUGACUAAGAAAGUACUAGAGUCAUUGUGGAUUAUUUAAGGCCAUUUUUAGCCAAUUAACUAAUGGCAUUGUGUGUCUGACUUAUGUCUCAUCUGUUAAAAUGGAGAAGUUAUUAGGGAGAGCUCCAAGUGUUUACUUUUGGAGAGCUAUUUUGUUGUCCAUCCUUUUAUACCCUGUAGUUGUAGCAGACAAAGGCUCCACAAAUAAAUCACACAUUUGAAAGUGAUAAACAAUUCUUUUUCUUUAUUUUUACCAAAUGUGAGUGUUGGUAGUGAUUUUAUUAUGCUGGAUGGCACCAAACAUCUUUUGCUGGAGGAAAGAGAAUUUCUAGAUGCUCAGAUGGACACCAACACUACAUCUGACACACUCAGUGGCUGCACUGUGCAGACACAUGGACAUAUUGUAAAGAGACACUUCAUCCUACCCUCGUGUGGAUACUGUCCCUGGAUGAUCUGUUUUCUAAAUGAAAACUUGAAUCAUAAGUGUAAAUGGUAGCAUGAAAGUAAACAUUGUGUGCGUGAUGAUGAGUAUUCAGUAAUGUUUCAAGAGGGUUGUUAUUUAAAAAGGCUGAACUAUGAAUGUGUGUAAUGUCCAGACACCGGACGCUAAACUCCACUCCGCUUUAUUUUAUCUCUUAUUCCCUUCUCUUUGUUUUGUCCGCUCUUCUAUCCUCUGUCUUUUAGUCAUAUACGUCCUGCCCUUCUCUCCCUUUUUCUAUCCCCUUAUCCUUAGUGUCCUCUUAAAUUUAAAUGAGACCUUUACAAAAAGUCAGAGUGGAAAAAAAGAAAAUUGUGUAAGAGGGAGAUGGUGCACUGAAAUUCAGCACGCAAUCACCUACAUAUAUGUGUGUUUCCUUCCCUGUUCCAGAGUGCUGAUGUGUGUUGUCUGUGGGUGAGAGCACAUUGAAAUAUUAACUGCUCUCAGAGGAAUGUGAAGUGUGCAAACAGGACUGUGCAUCCAUGGAUAAAGAGAGAGACAGUCAGACAGAAGCUGAAGGAAAAAGAGAGGAAGAGAGGCCCAGUCUCAGCAGCAGAGCUCAGCACAGCACAGACUGACAGAAGCGAUCAAAAUCAACACAUGCAGGUAAAACAGGAAAGUGCAGGAGGAUGGGAAGCAUGAAGGGAAGAAAUCCAGUGCCAAAAUGACAGAUAGUGGUUUUCACUGUACAGUGUUAAAAGUUGAGCAGCUAUAACCACUACAUCUUUCAAACAACUUAAACCUAAUAAAAGUAUGCUGUUUAUAUGUGAGUGCACAUAAUACAGUACAAAUCAUGUAGAAUUUGCAACAACCAUCAAACAAACAAAUAAAACACUACAGUAAAUUUCUCAGCUCUUGAAAUGGCUGUCAUUCUGAAACAUCACAGUGGGAAAAAUUAUGACAUGAGGAGAGGGAGAAACAUUUUUAUGAUACAAACAUGAACAUUAAUCAUGGGCUACAUUCCUGUCACAUAAUGACGCAUUUCAUUUAGCUACAGCAGUAUUACAGAUAAAACUCAGGAGCCUAGCAGAGCACAAGCCCUUGUCCCAGUUAACAAGGAACAUUGCUCACACUAUAUAAAAUCCCAAAUCCCCUCGCCUCACAUUUUAUCAAGUAAAAAAAGUCAACAUCACGCCACCAGCAAGGCCACUGUUCCAUUUAGCUAAAUAAAAAGGCUGAAAGCCCUUGGCCUAUUUUUCAAUGUUUAGCGCAGCCAUAAAGAGUUUGUACCUAUUACUUUCAUUCCCAAGGACCUCUAGCAUGUCCCAGGGUCCCUGGGAGGAUUAGUUUAAUCUCACUUUCACCCGCUUAAAGAUAGGCUUUUUAAAAAUUGCUAAGUAAUUUAGAGGUUUCAACUCUCCAUGCACUAAAUGCAAAAACCGUUUGAUGAAGAGUUUCACGGCCUGCAUCUCAGACAAAACUCAACCUCCCUAUUUUCACAGCAGCUGACUUCCCCAUCCUUGCCGCUAGGGGGAGAUCUAGAUUUAGUGCUGAGGUCCAUCCUGCUGCUGUGUUGUCUUGGAUAGUAUCUCGAGUGCAUCACAUGACAGUGAGCAACCAGGGAGGAAGAGAGAGAGACCGGCUGGAGAAAACAUCACAGAGGUAUAUACUAAAUAUUACGACUUGCUGGUGUUGAAAGUUCAAUAGUCACUGAUUUUAUGGCUCAUGUUUUGAAUUGUUUACUUGUAAUAAAACUAACAGGUCGUAGUAGCCUAAAUUUGAGGAUGUUAAUUUUUGUUUAAACUAACGCAAUACUUUUAUCAGCCUAUUUAUUUACUAAAAUUCAAACAUGUGGGGGAAAAAAGACAGAAAGGAGUUGGUGAUUCACACCAUCUGUACCGAACUUGUAAAGUUAGGGAUCCAAAUGUGUUCACUUUACUCCCUCCUAAUCCUAGGAAAAGAGGUUUUCUGUUUAAAAAACAAAAAAAACAAAAAAAACUAUAUAUAUAUAUAUAUAUAUAUAUAUAUAUAUAUAUGUUUAUGUACAUCUUUUUAUUCAGUUUAGUUUAACUGAGUACCCUCUUAUUUUAAAGCCCACUGUAAACUGCAAUGAGCAGGCUAGCUUAAAGAUAGUAUAUAAGGAGGGGGUGGGGUUCCCUGAAAGUGAAACCGAAACAAGUAGAGCUCCCCUGGGUGGUUUCUCUAGUGCAGUGGUUCUUAAGUCCAGUCCUCGAGGCCUACAGUCCUGCAUGUUUUGGAAGUUUCCCUGCUCCAACACACCUGAUUCAAAUAAUCAGCUCGUUAUCAAGCUCUGUAAUGGCUUAAUAACGAGCUAAACAUUUGAAUUAUUAAAUUAUAAUGUGUCAUUUAUUAUUUCUUAUGCAUGCUUGUCAUCAUAAUAGUUUUUAUCUGAUGUAUAAAAAGUUUUAGUUUUUGGGGGUAGUUCAUCUUUUAUUAUUUAAUGAUACAAAACCCAAUUCCACUGAAGUUGGGAAAUUGUGAUAAUCGUAAAUAAAAACAGAAUACAAUGAUUUGCAAAUCCUUUUCAACGUAUAUUCAAUUGAAUAUACUACAAAGACAAGAUAUUUAAUGUUCGAACUCAUAAACUUUUUCUUUCUUUUUUUUUUGCAAAUAAUAAUUAACUCAGAAUUUCAUGGCUGCAACACGUGCCAAAGUAGUUGGAAAAGGUGGCAAAAAAUACUGAGAAAUUUGAGGAAUGCUCAUCAAACACCUAUUUGGAACAUCUCACAGGUGAGCAGGCUAAUCGGGAACAGGUGGGUGCCAUGAUUGGGUACAAAAGCAGCUUCCCCAAAAAUUCUUAGUCAUUUACAAGCAAGGAUGGGGCAAGGUUCACCACUUUGUGAACAACUGCGAGAGCAAAUAGUCGAACAGUUUAAGAACAAUGUUUCUUAAAGUACAAUUGCAAGGAAUUUAGGGAUUUCAACAUCUACGGUCCAUAAUAUCAUCAAAUGGUUCAGAGAAUCUGGAGAAAUCACUGCACGUAAGCGGCACGGCCGGAAACCAACAUUGAAUGCCUGUGACCUUUGAUCCCUCAGGCAGCACUGUAUCAAAAACCAACAUCAAUGUGUAAAGGAUAUCACCACAUGGGCUAAGGAACACUUCAAAAAACCACAGUCAGUAAAUAGUUCGUCGCUACAUCUGUAAGUGCAAGUUAAAACUCUACUAUGCAAAGCCAUUUAUCAACAACAUCCAGAAAUGCCGCCGGCUUCUCUGGGCCCGAGCUCAUCUGAAAUGGACUGAUGCAAAGUGGAAAAGUGUUCUGUGGUCUGAUGAGUCCACAUUUCAAAUUGUUUUUGGAAAUAGUGGACGUCGUGUCCUCCAGGCCAAAGAGGAAAAGAACCAUCCAGACUCUUAUUGACAUGAAGUUCAGACAACAACGGGGACCCCGGACUGUUGAACAACUGAAGCUGUACAUCAAGCAAGAAUGGGAAAGAAUUUCACCUUCAAAACUUCAACAAAUAGUCUCCUCAGUUCCCAAACGUUUAUUGAGUGUUGUUAAAAGGAAAGGUGAUGUAACACAGUGGUAAACAUGCCCCUGUCCCAACUACUUUGGCACGUGUUGCAGCCAUGAAAUUCUGAGUUAAUUAUUAGCAAAAAAAAAAUAAAGUUUAUGAGUUUGAACAUUAAAUACCUUGUCUUUGUAGUGUGUUCAAUUGAAUAUAAGUUGAAAAGGAUUUGCAAAUCAUUGUAUUCUGUUUUUACUUACAUUUAUCACAAUUUCCCAACUUUAAUGGAAUUGGAGAUGGAAUUAUUCCAACAACGCAACACUAGCUCAGUUUUGCAGUGCCUUCCAGGAUGUUACUUUGGCUCCAGUUUUUUUACAGUUGGAGAAGGUGGAGGCAUGUGGUUAAUAUUUAUGAGAUACAAGAUGCUGGAUUGAGGGCUUUAUACCAAUUGAAUACAAAGCUGUUGUACACCUUUAUGUGACAUGAAUUUUAUUUUUUCCGACUGUUUUGUCUGAAGUUUAGAAUUUGACAAUUUUCUUUCCUUCUUUAGAUGCUGCCAUGAUUUAUAACAAUAAAGGUAUUAGAUACUGACACACAUCUGGACAUCAUGGGGCAGCUGUUUUCAUCACAGGAAGAGCUCUCCCAGGUGGAGAAAGUGAUUGGUUCUCUCAUCUACAAUGCCAUGUUGAAAGACAGCGCUGUGCCUGAGCUCAAGGUUGUCCAUCCUCUCCUCUUAGCCAAUCAGGCCGAGAGCCCUGAGUCCAGAGCUUACCUCCAAAAACAACUUCAAGAGGUGAGUGAAACAAAACACAGAGGAGACAAGGGCUGUUCAUUCGAGGAGACAAAUGAAAUUAAUUAUUCAAUCCCUAAGUGCAUCUGGAAAGUAUUCAUACCACUUCACUUUUUCCACAUUUUGUUAUGUUACAGCCUUAUUGCAAAAUGGAUUAAAUUCCUUUUUUCCUCAAAGAUUCUACACAAAAUACCCCAUAAUGACAAAGCGAAAAACUUUUUUUAGAACAUUUUGCAAAUUUAUUAAAAAUAAAUAAUAAUCACAUCUCUUGAAUUUUACGGUGUUGUAUGGAUGUAUUUUUUUUCCAGGAUGUUCCUGAAAAAAAAAAAAAGAAAUGAAUAAAAGGCCUUAUAUUUUCGUGCCCAAAAUAAUUUGCUGUGUCAUAUUGUGCACGAGACUAUGUGACGCAGUUUUUCGAAAACUGUACGGAUCACCUGCGAGUGAAGUGAAGAUAAAAAAACUUACGCUGAAAAUGGCAAAUAGAGCUCGGUUGUUGUCUCUUCUCGCUGUCUUUAAUUGCCAUUGGAGAUGCAAUGCAUGACGGGAUGCCCACCACCAGUAAGUGACCAUCGGAUGGUCACUGCAUUUUGCAAUUCUCUAUGGGAAAUUUUGAGUUGCCUAUAUGGGGCGUUGAAAUUGAUCACUCAGGUUUCGGACACCCCUUAAAAUGGCGCUAACCCCCAUAUAGUUGCCUGUAUAGGGGUUAGGGAUCCAUUUUGGACACAGCCAUAGACUGACAGAACAUCAGGUUGUAUCUUCCAGUUAAAGUGGGCUGUGGGGAUUAAGUGCUGAUUGAUUUCAGCUGUAAAUCCAUUCAGGGGGAGAGGGGGAGAUAAACACGAGUAAAAAGAAAGUUGUUGCCUUGAGACAGUUAACAAAGAGCAAGUGUGCAAAAUGAGGCAGCACUCAGUAAUGGAAGUGUUGUCCUUCUGGGGUUUAUAAAAAGAAUACAAUCAAUACCUGUGCCUGGUGUGACAAUGACAAACUGCAUUUCAUCUUUAAAAAAGCAGGAACAAUUUACUCACCAUGUAUUUUAUUCUAUUGAGACGGAUGGUCAAAAUUAGUGUAGUGUGCCAUUAGCAACUCUAUUGUGUAUUUUUUUUCCACCCAGCUACAAAGCAACAUCGGGAACAAAGCACCCACCUACCUGAGGGAUCUGAUCGGCAAAUUGUCGACCUUCUCAGAUGAGCCACGCAUAGCAGGCCUGGUGGGAUUCGUGGUUACUGUGGUGGUGGAUAUGGCCUAUUCAUCUACAAAACGGUCGUCAGGUGUGAAAGGGAAGUCUGUGGGAUCUUCAAGCCAGGUAAAAACUCUGAUUUAAAACGAUGAAGUGCCACUUACACAGUCUGAGUGCUUUUGAGACUUUCAUUCAAUAUUCAAGCGUACGUUUCCUAUAUCUUCCAUCCAGCUAUACUAAUGAGCAUGCUUAUGAGCAAAGUAAAUCUUGGUCUUGCUCCGUAGACUGUAUAUAAAAUGGACACCGUCUGCCUCCUCUCUAGGUGAAGCCACCCUGAGAACAGCACCCUCUGUUGACGGGCUGCAGUAUAGGUCAUAAAUCCUGCCUCCUCCAGCAAUCCCUAUAGAGCUGUGGACAAAUUUAGAAAUUUAUUACACAGAAUAUAAAUCUUUCUCCCUCUAGUUGCGAUGUUGACAUGUAGUUACUGUAAGACUGGUUUGUGUUCAAAUCCUCUUUUUUCUGUACAGCUCCUUUUUUAAAAGUUAUUGGGGGGGGUCAUGUUUUCUAUGAUUGACACUUAAUACAGCCUAUGGCCAGGGUCCGCAGUAGGCGGACCACCUCUUUGUGGACCCAGAGCAAAAAAAAAAUCAACAACAUGGCACGGCACUCUCUCUGACUGACUGACGUGAGGUUAGACUGGCCGAGUGAGAGAGAGAGAGAGAGAGAGAGAGAGAGAGAGAGAGAGAGAGAGCGCAUGUGACUGUGCGCGUGCUCACGCUUUUAUUAUGGGCUGCCAUUCCCAUGACAAUGAUGCGCUGAUUGGCUGAUAACUACGCAAACUGGCAGUUACACAUCUUCCUCCUUCAGUCUGUCUUCUUUGCACGGCGCAGGCAGCGGUAACGUCUUUGCAGCAGGAGCGUUGCUCACACCCAGCACCCAACAUCAAAAUGGCAAAUCAGAGAAAUGUGGACACUGAAAAUCUCUGAUUCACUGACGAAUGGACCAACAAAUAUAUGAUUAUCUUACCCCCUUCAAGCACAAAGCAAAUGUGUCUUUUGUGCAAAGCACUGUUGCUCUAAUAAAAAGUAAAAACAUAAAAUGAGAAGCGAUUUUGAUAGAGAUUGCCCCCAAAAUCUUAGCAACAAACAGAUAAAAUAAAAAGCUUAUUUUAUUUUAUUGAGUAAUACUAAGUAAGAAAGAAUAUCAGUGUGAUGCUGAAAAUGAAUGUUUUUGUGCCUUCCAAUAACUCCUGAUUAUUACAGUACACUACACCCAGCCUGAAACUACACAAAAACAUAAAAAAAGGUAAAUAAUAAAAGAAAAACGCCAAAAUUUUUCGCCACCACGCAUGCGCUGUGGACCUAUGACUUCCUCAAAAUUUAUUUUCUGGACCUUUUACAUUUCUAAUUGAGAACCCCUGGCCUAUGGUAUGAAGAUUGCGUAGCUCACCUGGGGGCUAGCUGUUUGAGCAGAGCGUCAUCACAGUGACUCUCCUGCCGAAUGCGUACAACGCUACUGUGCAAUGUUGGUUUCAGGAAGUGGAGAAAAUCCUGGAAAUACCGAGAGCUUUUUGGCUUCAAAUCUGCAUAAUGGCAGAAGACAGAACCAAGUUGUCCAUAGUAUAUACAGUCUAUGGUUUGCACUUGCUGAGUGGAUGGAACAUACAAAGUGUACAAGCACAUGUUUUAUUCUGCAGAUCAGUAAAUCAACAUUGUUGCAAAAAUGUCUCUAAACUACACUUUCAUGCUUGAAUUUACCUCCAGCAGAGAGUGUGGGAACUCCAGGAGGUGAUGGAGGAGUACCUGAAGCGCGUUAGAAUCAACUUGAAUGACAAAAGCAAGCUGAUCCAGGAUUCUAUUAGACUAGAGGCUCAGCUCAGCCUCAUCCUCACUCAACUGAAGACCUGCUUGCUGGGGGGAGACUGUGACUCAAGGUCUGAGAAUACAGAGGAGCCUAGUAUCAUUCAUGUGACACAUAAAUGAGUACUUAGAAAUGAAAAUACAUUGUAACUGCAUGAAGGUGAGAAAGCCAAGAGGUUGGUUGGUUGGUUUAUUUCAUGCACUGUCUCUUUAGGUCUCUGAGGCAUUGGGCCAGCGGAGCAGCAUUUCACACCCAGAUGUUGGUUCAUCUGGCCUGCCUUGAGGGUCAGAUUGAACCUUUGUCUGCAAGAGCAGCACUGGAGCAAUACAAGGAAGACCUCACACAGAUCAUACCUGCUUACAGGUAACACAGCCAUCAUGCCAUGUUUGCAGGUUCUUAUCACUUAGCCAGCAAACAUGUCCAUGUAGUGACUGGUGGUUUUAUGAGGCACAUGUUCCAGAUACAGUAUGCAUGCAGAGAUACAUCACUGAUAGGGCCAACAUGAGCCACAAUCAACUGGGUAACUCUCACUCUUGUGAUGUUAAUGGGAUAUUCUGGCGUAAAGUUGAUCACCAAGUUCAGCGGAUGGUUUCCAUGAAGUAAUGAUGAUUUUGCAAUGCAGACAUGGUAGUUUUUCUGCCUCAGUGUCUCAGUCUUAUUGCAUUUCCACUAAGUAAUAAUCAUAAAUGUUUGUCCUUGAGCUGUGAAACUCUGCUGCACUUGGUGAUCGACUCGUCAGGGCUCUCCCACAAACAAGCGGCUGCUGGAGGAGAGUAGGUGAGUUGUGUUUAGUCUCUUUGCUAAAGAAAUCAGGCAAAGCUGAUGGCUAGUUCUAUGGCUGGGACCCUAUUUGUACUAUUGAUGAAGUUAGUUGCUGUUCUGAGCAUUAUUUGUGGCUAUAGAGUGGCUUUUUGGUUGAGGUUUGUUUAUGGCUCCUCAGACCACUGUGUAUUGCUAUUGUGCAGUUGUUACUAAAGUUGGUAUAACUAGAGAAGCAAGCGGUCAGUGACAUUCAUCUUUUAAGGGGAUGUCUGACUCACUGUUACGAUGUGUUUGACCAUAACUUAAAUUAAUGCCAGAAUAUCCCUUAUGUUGCACUUUUUCUUUAUAACUAGUGAUUUCGACCCCUUUCUGGGCAGAAGUUUGCAGCCUUAAAAUACAAGAUACAGUGUCAAGAGCCAGAGAAGUGAGCUGCUUACUGUGAUGCAUAAUGGCAGGAUAUAUCUCAAGUAUAAGUUUUUUUUUUCCCAUGUUGUCAGACAGAAAGUGUGCAGCACAAAAGAUUAAUCCUGAUAAAACUUUCUACUGUGGAGACUAGAGCUGCACAGAGCCUUGUUGUCUCCAAUGAGAUAAGUUCCCCAGUCUGCUCCAAAUAUAACCCCAGAACCCCUGUCAGACGGUGAGAAAUGUCUGCUCUUAAACUUUUGGCUUACAGUAAAAAAGUCAGUCAUGUAACAGCAGAAGCAUUUAAAAGUAAAAUGAAAAACCCUACUGCUACUGUUCUUCAAAUGGGUUUUAAAACCUCUUCAGUUCAAGACAUUGACAUCCGGAAAGUAUUCAUAUCACUUCACUUUUUCCACAUUUUGUUAUGUUACAGCCUUAUUCCGAAAUGGAUUAAAUUCCUUUUUUUCCUCAAAAAUUCUACACCAAAUACCCCAUAAUGACAAAGCGAAAAACUUUUUUAGAACAUUUAGCAAAUUUAUUAAAAAUAAGACACUCAAAUGUUGCAUAUACAUAAGUAUUCACACCCUUUGCUAUAAAACUCAAAAUUGAGCUCAGGUGCAUCCUGUUUCCACUGAUCAGCCUUGAAAUGUUCCUCCAACUUGAUUGCUGUCCACCUGCGGCAAAUUCAGCUGAUUGGACAUGAUUUGGAGAGCCACACCUGUCUAUAUAAGAUCCCACAGCUGACAGAGCACGUCAGAGCACAAACCAAGCCAUGAAGUCGAAAGAAUUGUCUGUAGACCUCUGAAACGGGGUUGUAUCGGCGCACAGAUCUGGGGAAGGUUACAAAAAAAUAUCUGCUGCAUUGAAGAUCCCCAAAAGCACAGUGGUCUCCAUCAUUAAGAAAUAAAAGAUGUUUAGAACCACCAGGACUCUUCAUAGAGCUGGCCGCCCAGCCAAAAUGAACAAGUGGGGGAGAAGGGCCUUGGUCAGGGAGGUGACCAAGAACCCGAUGGUCACUCUGACAGAGCUCCAGCGUUCAUCUGAGGAGACGGGAGAACCCUACAGAAGGACCACCAUCUAUGCAGCACUCCACCAGUCAGGCAUUUAUGGUAGAGUGGCCAGACAGAAGCCACUCCUCAGUAAAAAGCACAUGACAGCCCGCUUGGACUUUGCUAGAAGGCACCUGAAGGACUGGCAGACCAGGAGAAACAAAAUUCUCUGGACUGAUAAAAUGGAGAUAGAACUCUUUGGCCCGAAUGCCAAGUGUCAUGUCUGGAGGAAAUCAGGCACCGCUCACCACCUCGCUAAUACCAUCCCUACAGUGAAGCAUGGUGGUGGCAGCAUCAUGCUGUGGGGAUGUUUUUCAGCGGUAGGAACUGGGAGACUUGUCAGGAUCGAGGGAACAAUGAAUGCAGCUAAGUACAUCGAAAUCCUUGAUGAAAACCUGCUCCAGAGCGCUCAAGACCUUCGACUGGGGUGACGCUUCAUCUUCCAGCAUGACAAUGACCCUAAGCACACGGCCAAGAAGACAAAGGAGUGGCUUCAGGACAAGUCUCUGAAUGUCCCUGAGUGGCCCAGCCAGAGCCCAGACUUGAACCCGAUUGAACAUCUUUGGAAAGACCUGAAAGUAGCUGUGCACCAACGCUGCCCAUCCAACCUCACUGAGCUUGAGAGGAUGUGCAAGUAGGAAUGGUAAAAACUCCCCAAAUCCAGGUGUGUCAAGCUUGUUGCAUCAUACACAAGAAGACUGGAGGCUGUAAUCGCUGCCAAAGGUGCUUCAACCAAGUCUUGAGUAAAGGGUGUGAAUACUUAAUGUAUUGUUUUUUUGUUUAAAAAAAAAGUUUUUCGCUUUGUCAUUAUGGGGUAUUUUGUGUAGAAUUUCUGAGAGAAAAAGGGAAUUUAAUCCAUUUUGGAACUAGAAAAACACUCGGAGAGCGCAGACCUCCGCGAAGCAGCUCAUGUCCCCCCUUAUAUUGUGAUUCACACCAAAACUUUUAGUGUUACAUGUCUUUUAUUAACUUUUAUUUGUGUUUAAACUGGUAUGUUCACUGUUCAUAAUGUUCCUAAUGUUCCUAAAACAAGAAAUGCCCUGACCCGGAUUCGAACCCAUGACCUUCUUGCUCUGAGGCGACAGUGCUAACCACUACAUCACUCUGCCGCCCAUUGGUUAUCUUUCAGCAUUGAAAAUUGCAACGACACCCGUAUUUUUGUGUGUUCUGGAUCACAGUAUCUGGAAUUUUGUCUGGAUCAGGAUCAACCUUUGACACCUCAUAAAACUCAUUGAGAUACUUCUUUACUAAUUACUAAUUAGAUACUAAUUUUUUACUAAAGACUCUGGCCAUUUUUGUAAAGUUAAAUGCAAAGAUUCCAAAAUUUGCUCUAUCUCACAAUGAUAAAGAAUCCUUCAAAAAAUUCCUGGAUCCAGAAGGCGAUCUGGAUCACCACCAAAAGGUAAUGGGAUCCUCCUGGGGCUGAGACGCACCUCUGGUGAAAAUUUCAGGUCAAUCCGUCUGUAACUUUCUCCAUAAAGUUGUUCACAGACAAACCAACAAACCAACGCUACCGAAAACAUAACCUCCUUGGUGGAGGUAAUAAGGCUGUAACAUAACAAAAUGAAGUGAAGUGGUAUGAAUACUUUCUGGAUGCACUGUAUAUCCUGUAUCAACUGAAGUGAUGAAUCCCAGUCUCAAAGUCAACAAAUGUGCACUUGAAAGUGUUUGAUGUGGGUACACAUUCACAGAAAUGAACCAGCUCUGAAUAAAGUGAUAAAACGAUGAGCCGAUUGAAACUUUCUGUCUGCCUUUUCCUCAUCCUUAUUUCCCCCCUUUCAUUACAGGCGCUAUAAGUCAAAUACAGUGUGCGUUGUGAAAUGUCGAGGGGGGUCUCUGGUAUCACAUGACCCCCCAAGUGAAAUGCCAGAGGAGGGAUUCAUGACAGGACUCACUGUGACUGACAGAGAGACAGGGAAGAGUGUGACUAUCCCUCUAUCAGCCAUGGAAACAGAAAUGGGUACAUAUUUUUCCAGUAUGCAAAAAUCUUUGAAUGACUUUCUCAGUGGAAAUGCAUUCAUUGAACCUGAUUUAACUCAACAGGGAACUCCACCUCCUUUAACCUGGACCUGAUCACCUCAGAUCAGUACACGCAGGCAUACUUGGACCGUCUGUUCUCUGAUAAAGGACCCUUGGCAGAGCUGGAGGACUACUUUUUGAAGGCCAGGGACAAUCUGAGAACUCUCAAAACUAAAUCAGCAUAUCCAAAUAAGACAGAGGUGGGCGAUGGGAUGGUGCAAAGUGAUGGGCAGAAAGAUCAAACACAAAGAGAGAAUGGAGUUGAAGAAAAGAAGGAAGCAACAAGAAGACGAGGAGAGAUGGAGGAAUGUAAGGAGAGAGCUGAUGAUCUGAAGCUGAGUAUUGUGGAGACACAGCAAGAUGAGAGCCUCAGUCACAGUCUAGACACUUCAACAAACACCUGACCUGGGAGAAGUAAUCAGAAGUGUCAGAAAAACAUAAUCAGCAGCUCAGCUGAGGUGAAUGAAAAAUAAAUGUGUGGUUUCUUUAUUUAGUGUUUAAAACUUGAUAUUGAAUUGAAGCUGGAUGGCUGUUUUUCUUUUUUGUCUGCAUCACACUUUUCUGCAUUAGUGACACCAGCACAAGCCAAAUAAUAGUUUUGAGUUUAUCUUGAAUUUAUCUAGGUCUGCUUCAGUAUAAGUAGCAUAUGUAUGUCCAGUAUGUGAAUUAUUUUCAAUGGACUCAUCAUCCCCUACGACACACCUGAUUAUGAGCUAGUAAGACAUAUUCUCUGGAGACCUCCUUUGAAAAUAUAAAUGAUACCAGCACGUGAAGGCUGACUUCAAAUUUGAUGAGCCAUAUAAGCUCUGUUCUCACAGUUCAGAAGCAAUGUAGCCAUGGCAAAACAUGUUUCCAUGGUUACUGAUUGCUGCUGUCUUUGAUAUUUCUGUAUUUUGGAGCUGCUGGAGUGUCACUGUCUGCUUAUAAAUGUUAACUCAAGCCUGGAAUGAAGGAAACUUAUUUAUGGCACAGUAAUCUAAUAAACACACCCAAAUGACUUUGCAAAAGUUGUCUGUUUUUUGACUUUACAUGGCAGAAAAUUGACUCAAAUCACUCUGCUGUGGCAUACUUUCUGAGGUCACAAGCACAAUAAAACCCAUCCCCCCAUGUAUGUGAAAAGGAGUGCAUGAUGAAAAACAUGGACACAGGAGACAGUACUUUCCAUUAAGAGUUUCUCACUCAGCAAAGGUUAGAAAGAUGCUUUUGCUCUCACGUUUGAAGGUGUGUGAUGCAGCAGGUGAGUGGGCAGCACAGGAACUAGCUCUUAUGUGUUGGAGCUGACAGUGCUGUGUGAAUGUCAAGCCGGAGAAGGAGAGUGUGUGUGGGAGUGUUGGCGAGAGCGUGUGAGAAAGAAUUUUGAGAGACUUAUUGUAUGUAUGAGUUGGUCUGGAUCAGAGAAGAAGGAUGAUUAGGUGUGCAGAGGUAAGUAUGUGAGAAAAAGAAAAUUGCCAAAAAUGGAAGACAAAUUACAUGUGUGAGUGUCUGUAGCUGUGUGUACAUUUUAAAUACAUCUUGCAUAUUGCAGAGGAAAUCGUAAAGCAAAAGGCCACAGCAAUUGAAACAGGAGUAAAUGUGGUAAUGCAAAAAUGUAUGCUUUGAGACAGGAAACAUUGGAGAUGGUAGGGAUAACUACCACCAAAUCAUAGGGGAAAGUGGGGUUAUGAUCCUAUGACUAGUGCAGUUCAAUGAACUGCAGCCUCUGUUCAUGGCACGAACUAUCAUCCAGCUGCAGCCCCAGAGUCAAGCCAUCAUGUGCCAAAGCCAAUGACGUGCCCAAAAUGCUGCUGGUGUGAUGGAAAGGCAGACGUACAAUUUAUUUGCUGUACAUAAUGCUUUUUAAAAUUGAUCCUUGAAUUACUAAAAAAUAUUAACUUAUAAUCCGGAGAAAUGAUGCAGUAUUUCUAAAAGUUUAUGUUAUUAUUAUUAUCAAGACAUCAACAGGUUUAUCUUGUUUUUCCUUUAGGGAUGUAGAGGAGGUUUAGAAUGUGUACUGUUUUGCACUGCUAUUAUGAACCAUGAUUUAUACAGUUGCAAUUAAAAUUAUUCAUCAAAAAUUAGGUUUACUGGCAACCUGUAUAUUUAUACACUACAAGCCAAAAGUUUGGAAGCAAGAUCA